Molecule: messenger RNA, 1967 nt
Organism: Brassica rapa (field mustard)
Lineage: Eukaryota; Viridiplantae; Streptophyta; Magnoliopsida; Brassicales; Brassicaceae
Product: T-complex protein 1 subunit epsilon
Biological process (GO): protein folding
Molecular function (GO): ATP hydrolysis activity; ATP binding; ATP-dependent protein folding chaperone
Source: RefSeq, a predicted model, not a curated record
GGUUUUAACACAACCAUUUUCGCUCUCAAAUCUUCUCUCCACUCUCCUUCUCCCCCCAAGAUCUGUAUUUCGAUCGGAUCGAAGAAAGCUUAAACCUCGAAAAUGGCGCUGGCGUUCGACGAGUUCGGGCGUCCGUUCAUUAUACUGAGAGAGCAGGAUCAGAAGACGCGUCUCAGAGGCAUCGAUGCUCAGAAAGCCAAUAUCGCCGCCGGCAAAGCGGUGGCUCGGAUCCUCCGUUCCUCUCUCGGACCCAAGGGAAUGGACAAGAUGCUCCAGGGACCUGACGGAGACGUCACCAUCACUAACGAUGGUGCGACGAUCUUGGAGCAAAUGGAUGUUGACAACCAGAUUGCGAAGCUUAUGGUUGAGCUGUCACGGAGUCAGGAUUAUGAGAUUGGUGACGGCACAACGGGUGUUGUUGUCAUGGCUGGUGCGCUUCUGGAGCAAGCUGAGCGUCAAUUGGAUAGAGGGAUUCAUCCUAUACGUAUCGCUGAAGGAUACGAGAUGGCUUCUAGAGUGGCUGUUGAGCAUCUUGAGCGUAUAUCUCAGAAGUUUGAGUUUGAUGUUAAUAAUUACGAGCCUUUGGUUCAAACAUGCAUGACUACUCUGUCCUCGAAGAUUGUGAACCGAUGCAAGCGCAGUUUAGCUGAGAUUGCUGUGAAGGCAGUUCUUGCUGUUGCUGAUUUGGAGAGGAGGGAUGUUAACUUGGAUCUGAUCAAAGUAGAGGGCAAAGUCGGGGGGAACUUGGAGGACACUGAGCUUAUAUAUGGAAUACUGGUUGACAAAGACAUGAGUCAUCCACAAAUGCCGAAGCAGAUUGAAGAUGCCCACAUUGCUAUUUUGACUUGCCCCUUCGAGCCGCCGAAGCCAAAGACUAAGCAUAAGGUGGACAUUGACACAGUGGAGAAAUUUGAGACUUUGCGCAAGCAAGAGCAGCAAUACUUCGAUGAGAUGGUUCAAAAGUGCAAGGAUGUUGGAGCUACACUUGUUAUUUGCCAAUGGGGAUUCGAUGAUGAGGCAAACCAUCUAUUAAUGCACAGGAAUUUGCCUGCUGUUAGAUGGGUCGGGGGUGUUGAAUUAGAACUUAUCGCAAUAGCCACAGGUAUGCCAUUUCUGCAAGCAUCUACUGCUAAUGAUUUCAUCAGUUUUGUAGAGCUGAUAGAAUAUUUUUUUUAUGUAGGCGGCAGAAUUGUUCCAAGAUUCCAGGAGUUGACCCCAGAGAAGUUAGGGAAGGCUGGCAUGGUCCGUGAAAAAUCAUUUGGCACAACAAAAGAGCGAAUGCUGUAUAUUGAGCACUGUGCGAACUCAAAAGCUGUCACUAUAUUCAUCCGCGGAGGUAACAAGAUGAUGAUAGAAGAAACAAAGCGUAGUAUCCACGAUGCUCUGUGUGUUGCAAGGAAUCUCAUCCGCAAUAAGUCAAUUGUAUAUGGAGGUGGUGCAGCUGAAAUCGCAUGCUCACUUGCGGUUGAUGCAGCUGCUGAUAAAUACCCUGGCGUCGAGCAGUACGCAAUAAGGGCAUUUGCAGAAGCGUUGGACUCUGUACCUAUGGCUCUUGCAGAGAACAGUGGAUUACAGCCCAUUGAGACACUCUCUGCGGUUAAAUCUCAGCAACUUAAGGAGAACAUUCCUUUCUAUGGGAUAGAUUGCAAUGACGUGGGAACAAACGAUAUGAGAGAGCAAAACGUGUUUGAAACAUUGAUCGGGAAGCAGCAGCAGAUAUUGCUUGCAACUCAAGUCGUUAAGAUGAUCCUUAAGAUCGACGAUGUCAUCUCCAAUUCUGAAUACUGAUGAUGUACUGCCGGAACCUUUGUACUAUCCUUUGGCCUCAUGUGUCUUUUUUUUUGUUAGCUUUCUAUUGGCUUUUGACACUACUCGACAACACUGUUUUGUUCCCCCUUGGCAAGCUUUUAUUUUAAGAACAUCAAUUUUGUGUUCCUGAUUUUGGUUUUAUCCCACUGUUUGUUUUU